AGAUACCAUAAAAUUAGCACUUCCAAAGUUCCCAUUUACUCUCUCUUCCUCUCAAGUCUAACCAAAGCCCAACAAACCACCACCUCGGCCAUGGCAACCACCCUCGCCACCGACGUCCGCCUCUCCAUCGCGCACCAGACCCGCUUCGCCCUCCGUCUCGCCUCCACCAUCUCAUCCAACCCUAAGUCUGCUGCCAGCAAUGCCGCCUUCUCCCCGGUCUCCCUCUACUCCGCACUUAGCCUCCUCGCCGCUGGCGCGGGCAGUGCCACUCGGGACCAACUCGUCGCCACACUCGGGACAGGCAAGGUCGAGGGACUCCACGCGCUCGCCGAGCAGGUGGUCCAGUUUGUGCUCGCCGACGCGUCCUCCACUGGUGGCCGCUGAAGUUACUACUCAAGUGAAUUCAUGGGUAGAGAAAGUCACGAGCGGUCGCAUCAAGGACAUUCUCCCCCCAGGAUCUAUUGACAAUACCACUAAACUUGUUCUUGCCAAUGCCCUUUAUUUCAAAGGAGCUUGGACAGAGCAGUUUGAUUCAUAUGGAACAAAAAACGACUACUUCUACCUUCUUGAUGGGAGCUCAGUUCAAACACCAUUCAUGUCCAGCAUGGAUGACCAAUACCUUUUGUCUUCUGAUGGGUUGAAGGUACUUAAGCUACCUUACAAGCAAGGUGGGGACAAUAGGCAGUUCUUCAUGUAUAUCCUUCUUCCAGAAGCACCAGGUGGUCUCUCAAGCUUGGCCGAAAAAUUGAGUGCUGAACCAGACUUCCUGGAGCGGCAUAUCCCAAGGCAGAGGGUUGCACUUAGGCAAUUCAAGCUCCCCAAGUUCAAGAUAUCAUUUGGAAUUGAAGCAUCUGAUUUGCUCAAAUGUUUGGGCCUCCAGCUUCCCUUCGGCGAUGAAGCGGAUUUUUCGGAGAUGGUGGAUUCCCUAAUGCCACAAGGUCUUCGUGUCUCAUCUGUUUUCCACCAAGCGUUUGUGGAAGUGAACGAACAAGGAACUGAGGCUGCAGCAUCAACUGCUAUUAAAAUGGUCCUGCAACAGGCAAGGCCGCCCUCGGUCAUGGAUUUCAUCGCGGAUCACCCUUUCCUCUUCCUUGUCCGGGAAGACAUCUCUGGUGUGGUCCUAUUCAUGGGUCAUGUGGUCAAUCCCCUCUUAUCUUCGUAAUGUGUUUGCUCUGAAAGUGUGUGUUGUCAGUUGCCCUCAGCCAUUAUAUGUAAGGGAAGGGUUUCGACAGUCAGUCAUGUUACCGAUACAAUAAAUCCAAUAAAUGGUUCUCCUAAGAUAUCCAA
Molecule: messenger RNA, 1287 nt
Organism: Triticum aestivum (bread wheat)
Lineage: Eukaryota; Viridiplantae; Streptophyta; Magnoliopsida; Poales; Poaceae
Product: serpin-Z1A-like
Molecular function (GO): serine-type endopeptidase inhibitor activity
Source: RefSeq, a predicted model, not a curated record